AUGCCUGCACUUUCACCUUCCAUGGACUCCGGCACGGUCGUGGAAUGGAAGAAGCAAAUCGGGGAUAGCGUCGGCGAAAAUGAGCUCCUUUGCACCGUUCAAACCGAUAAGGCGGUGGUGGACUACACCAACCCCUUCGACCCGGGGUUUUUGGCGAAGAUCUACUGCCAGAACGGCGAAUCCGCGGAGGUCUCGAAGACCAUCGCGUUGAUGGUGGCCAGCGCCGGGGAUGUCGCCAAGGUGGCGAAUUACCGCCCCGAGGGGGCAGUUGGGGCUUCCGUCGAGGCCGCCGCCCCCGCGCCGGGAAAGGCCGAGGCCAAAACGACCGAAGACAAAACCCACGAACCCCCCAGCGCUCCAGAGCGGUACGGCGACUCGCUGGAGGACACGAUCCACUCGAGCGGCCCCAGCGUCGUGCGGCUCGCCAACGGGCUCUCGACGAACGUCCUCGAGGCGAUCGUCCCCUCCGGGAAGGACGGGCGCUUCGUCAAGGCCGACUUUAUUGACCAGCCCGGAUUCGACUACAACGACGAGGCGCCAAUGCCGAAAGUAUCCCCCGCCCCCUCCGCGGAGUCCGCAAAAGCCCAAACCUCGGCCCCUUCGGCGAAUAUCUUCGAUCUCGUCCUCGAGGCCGGCCCUAUCCUGAAGGCCAUGGAUGAUACCAAACUCCUGAAGAAACUCAUCUCUACCAUGUCCCUGCCGGCGCCCAAGAAGGGCGGUCAGUAA
Molecule: messenger RNA, 726 nt
Organism: Phytomonas sp. Hart1
Lineage: Eukaryota; Euglenozoa; Kinetoplastea; Trypanosomatida; Trypanosomatidae
Source: the annotation of a GenBank genome assembly